This is a messenger RNA of Quercus robur (English oak), 618 nucleotides long. RefSeq lists its product as uncharacterized. The transcript is spliced from 3 exons. The coding region runs from base 1 to 618 and encodes 205 amino acids. The record is from RefSeq and is a predicted model, not a curated record. Lineage: Eukaryota; Viridiplantae; Streptophyta; Magnoliopsida; Fagales; Fagaceae.
AUGGAAAAGUUCAUCGCCGAUUAUAGGAUUCCCCCCAACAUGAGUUUGAGGCACUAUCCAAACGCCUUUCACCAACAUUUUCAUCUGGUUAACCGGGUCAAUUUGGAAACUGUUCUUCAAGUGGCAGUUUUUGUAAAUGACGAGGAUGGUCAAGCAGCGAAAGACGAAGGUAAUUUGGGUCUGUUCGAGGAGGGUUUUGGGGCAUUUGACCAAGUCGACCCGUCUGAGGAUCCUUCUGGUGAUCUAGGUGACCCAGACUUGUCCGAAGCGGAACUGUUGUCAGCGGGAAUAUCCUCUCGAGCCAAGAUGGGUCUCAAGAGAAAGCCCCCGACCAGCCUAUUCGACCUCAUUGAAGGUCAACCGGGGAAGGGUGCACAGGAAAAACCGCAAUCCAGUGUUCCAACUCCCCCGUCUCAGCCUCAACCUGUCCAGACUAGGUCCUCAUCUACUAAGUCGCAACCACAAUCUCCCCGCCCCAAACUUCCUGCUCCUCCUCAAUCAGCUCUGCCUCUUCGGCCGGAGCCCGAUGACUCAAAGAGAAAGAGGAGCCCCAAGGGGAAGGAACCCGUGGAUGGGGGAAAAUCCCAAUCCUUUCAGGAGGGGGAUGAAGUCCUGUGA